Molecule: messenger RNA, 982 nt
Organism: Euleptes europaea (tarantolino)
Lineage: Eukaryota; Metazoa; Chordata; Lepidosauria; Squamata; Sphaerodactylidae
Gene: AP1AR
Product: adaptor related protein complex 1 associated regulatory protein
Exons: 10
Coding region: 1-915 (304 amino acids)
Biological process (GO): negative regulation of cell motility; regulation of Arp2/3 complex-mediated actin nucleation; negative regulation of substrate adhesion-dependent cell spreading
Molecular function (GO): AP-1 adaptor complex binding
Source: RefSeq, a predicted model, not a curated record
AUGAAGAAACAGGCCAGCAGCACGGGUGUUCUGUUAGACCAGUGCCUAGAGGCCCUGUCUGUGGUGAAUGACGCUUUUAGUGAACUUCAAUCAAAGUACUUCAGGACAUGUUCUACAGGAGAACAUUUCACUAUAGAGUUUGAGAAUCUAGUGGAAAGUGACGAGGGUGAAAGUCCAGGAAGCAGCCAAAGACCUUUAACAGAAGAAGAAAUUGCUGAUCUAAGAGCAAGGCAUUACAAUUCCAUUGCUGAAAAACAAAGAACAGUGGAUCAUAAGCUUCAGUCAGAGUUAGCCAUACAAGAGGAGAAGUUAAGAAUAGAAGAAGAGGCUUUAUAUGCUGCGCAGCGUGAAGCAGCCAGGGCAGCAAAGCAGAAAAAGCUCUUGGAGCAACAAAGGCAGAGGAUAACACAGAGAGCACAAUUGGCAAACAGUGGAGACCAUCAAAGCUCCAUGACAGAAGAGGACUUUGAUGCUUACCUGAGAAACGUCAAACUACAAUACGAAGCUUUUCGGAGUACCAGGCUCUCAUCUGAUGCUACUGUUCUGACACCAAAUACAGAGAGCAGUUGUGACUUAAUGACCAAAACCAAAUCAACCAGUGGAAAUGAUGACAGUAACUCUUUAGAUUUGGAGUGGGAAGAUGAAGAAGGUAUCAACAGAAUGAUUCCAUUGCGGGAGCGUUCAAAAACAGAAGAGGAUAUACUCCGGGCAGCACUAAAAUUUAGUGGCAAGAAAACUGGAAGUAACCCAACUUCUGCCUCUGAUGACUCUAAUGGUUUGGAAUGGGAGAAUGACUUUGUUAGUGCUGAAAUGGAUGAUAAUGGCAACUCUGAGUAUGCUGGAUUUGUAAACCCUGUCUUAGAACUGUCUGCAUCUGACAAAAAGACAUCUGAUGCUGAUCAGCAAGACAGAUAAUGAAAUCACCUGGUUGAAGUCGGACAAAAAUUUCCAAUUCUGUAUUGUGUGCAAGUCAUUGCUGCUG